This is a messenger RNA of Planococcus citri (citrus mealybug), 1408 nucleotides long. It is a transcript of the gene EMC7, whose product is annotated as ER membrane protein complex subunit 7. The record is from RefSeq and is a predicted model, not a curated record. Gene Ontology annotation, molecular function: carbohydrate binding. NCBI's taxonomy places the organism in Eukaryota, Metazoa, Arthropoda, Insecta, Hemiptera, Pseudococcidae. Bases 181 to 861 code for a protein of 226 amino acids. Gene Ontology annotation, cellular component: EMC complex. The transcript is spliced from 4 exons.
CUUAUCAUAUUUUUUUUGUAGAGUUUAUCUAAUUUUUUUAAUUUUCCACUAUUCGCGUAAAAUUUAGUUAAAUUCCAUGAAUCUAUCGUUAACAUUAGUGAAAUACGAAAAAUUAUAUUAUUAGUGAUGUUAUAAUAACUUGAAUUUUAUACUAUUUUCACUUUCUUACAUUUUAUAACAAUGAAUUUACUAUUUUGCUUAUCGUAUUGCGUAAUUUUCUUAGUGCCUUGUAUAAUUGCAACUGAAACAAAAAACACAGCUUUAUACGAUAUAGAAGGUAUCGUGUAUCCUCCUGAUUUCAUUCCUCAUAGCAAAAGGCAAUCAUGGUUAGCCGAAACCAAAGUUUAUGUGAGAGGCGGAUAUCACAUAGGAUUCCUAAAAGAAAACGGCUCAUUCACUAUUAGUAAAUUGAAGCCGGGAUCGUAUAUAGUUGAAGUAGUAUCCAGUAACUAUGUUUACGAAUCCGUUCGAGUCGAUAUCAAUACGAAGGGUAAAUUUAGAGCUCGUAAAAUCAAUUAUCUACAAGUUACGCAAAUUUCGCCGUUACCUUACCCCUUAAAACUAAAAGCAAUAGCACCUGCUCGCUAUUUCUACGUUAGAGAGCAAUGGAGAUUAGUUGAUCUUUUAUUUAAUCCUAUGGUGAUUAUGAUGGUGUUACCUUUAGCUUGUAUAAUGUUACUGCCUCAUGUAAUCAAUGACCCUGAAGCUAAAAAAGAAGUAGAACAAUUUCCCAGUUUCUCAAAGUACGAUUUACCCGAAGUAUCCGAAGUAAUCACCUCUUUGUUUUCUGGAACCAACGAUAAGCAAAUAAGUCGUACCAGUAAGCAGAAAAAAGGAAACAAAUGCAGUUCGUCUUCGUAAUUCGUAGCAUUCGAUGAGAGAUAUUUUAAAAUGAAAAAAAGCGAUUGUUGUACGCUUAUUUAUUGUUUUAUUUGGCGUUGUAGAAAAUUGGCAUUAGUAUUUUACGAUUUUUUUUUUCAUUGUAAAUAUUGGAGUACUCUAGUUCAACAAUGUUUGUAAAUUUUGAUUUAUUGAGACGUUGAAUUUAUAUAUCUUAAGAUCUUUUGCUGAAAAUUUGUAAAUAUUAAAUUUACCUACUUCAUUUAUUAGUAACACGUAUGAUGAUAAUCCAAAAAAAAAAAAAAAAACGUCAUCGUAAUAAGUCCACGUAUUAGACCUUCGAUUCAUUUUACGAUUCUUGAAAUUCUCAUCGGUUUUUUACGUAUUUUAUUUACGAAAAUACACUUUGAAAUACAACUUGUAUCUAUUUAAAUUUAUAAUUAUGAAUAAUAUUAGUCAUGUUUUAAUGUUUUUCCUUGUUUAGAAUCGUUUUGCAUACAUAAUUUUCAAAUUUCAACGAUGUGUUCAUUUAUUUUCCGUGUGAAAUAAAUAUGCGAUAUCAAUGAUA